Molecule: messenger RNA, 837 nt
Organism: Rubroshorea leprosula
Lineage: Eukaryota; Viridiplantae; Streptophyta; Magnoliopsida; Malvales; Dipterocarpaceae
Source: the annotation of a GenBank genome assembly
AUCUUUCUCCACAUAAACCGCUAGGGGAAAAAAAUCAAACCCUUUUGACGCUUUUUCUCUCUAGCUCCAGCUAGCUGGCCAUGGAUUCCAAGUUGGUUCUCGCCCUGGUUCUCUUCUCUUCGUCGGUGCUCCGAGUUUUCUCUGAUGGGAACGCUGAUCAGGCGGCCAUUGCCGCAAACCUCAGUAAGAGCCUCGAAGGGAUCCUUGUUCAAGCCAGUCCCGGAGGAGAAAACAGCACUGCCGGCGGUAUGGUACCAUGCAUGCAGAAACUGAUGCCAUGUGAGCCCUACCUGCACUUCACUUCGCCGCCGCCCUCAACCUGCUGCCUGCCUUUGAAGGAGAUGCUGUCCAAGGAAUCGGAGUGCCUCUGCAAAGUGUUUACCAAUCCUGAGUUGUUGAAGUCUCUCAAUCUCACCCAAGAAAGUGCCUUGGCACUUCCCAAGGCUUGCGGCGCCAAAGCAGAUGUCUCUGUUUGCAAGAAUGCCUCGCCGGGCGGUUCAUCGGCAACACCUUCCCCUGCCACCCCCACCAACGGUUCUUCGUCAGGCAACUCCACCACCGGCGGUUCAGGCAAAAAGAGUGCAGGUUCAAGGAUGGUUGCUCAUGCUUGGGGGUUUUUAGUUACUUCGUUUGUGGCCUUGAUUAUUUCAGCAUUUUAUUAAUUAAUUAGGUUACUUUCGUGUGGAUUUUUUAGUCAUAGAAUUCAUGUUCUUUUUUCAUUUCAAUUUAGGAGGACCAAAGUGAUGGCAUCGUAUUUGAAGAUUUUUGGUUCCUUAUGUUAAUGACAACUUUUUUUUGCGAGUAACAAGUAUUAUUUAAUAAAAAUCGAAGAAAUCA